Messenger RNA from Linum tenue, 2045 nucleotides. The record is from the annotation of a GenBank genome assembly. Lineage: Eukaryota; Viridiplantae; Streptophyta; Magnoliopsida; Malpighiales; Linaceae.
AAUUAACGGUAGAGAUGUUAUGUCUUGACUUCGAAGUUCGAACUUUGCAGUCUUCCUCGACCUUCCCAAUUUGCAUAUGCAGUUCAGUUCUACCGUCCGGUCUCUUGCCAUCUGCAGUUCAGUUCUGUUCCACUGAUAAGACCCAGCCAUCUGAUUCCCGCGAAAUUGUUGGGCCGACCUAUUCUUUCGAGUUUCUUCUGAGGGGGUCAUCGAUUCGAAUCGGGAUUGACUGCAUUUAAUCCUCGUUCUUUUUUCUUCUGGUUGCUCCUUCCAAAUGCGGAAGAGCGAUUCCUUCAAGUACCCGGCUCAGGGAACCGAGUCAGGGCAUACACGGAGUGCUGAUUUGGGGUUCGGCGGCAGCGAUCGGAGGUACGCUUACUCCCGCCAAUCUUCGUUUCGCCAACCGCAGGAUCUCCCCGGUAGUCCGAUUUCAUUCCUGCCCAAUGACGCGGGCAAGCCUUUUCUCUCCCGCACCUCCUCCAGCAUCGAUAUGCCGCCGGAGAUUUAUAAUUACUCUUUCAGUUACCUAAAGGAUGGUGUUUUUGGCGAUUCCAAUGACUCGGCUGCCGGCGGGAGGAAUGAGAAAUUGUCGGUGUUUUCCGUGUUUAGGGCAUUAAGGUAUGGGAACCGGCAAAUGAAGAGGCUUUUCCUAAUGAUUUUCCUCAAUGUUGCGUAUUCUACGACCGAGUUAGGGAUUGGGCUAAUUACUGGGCGUGUGGGUUUGGUAUCUGAUGCAUUUCAUUUGACUUUCGGGUGUGGUCUUCUUACAUUCUCCUUGUUUGCAAUGGCUGCUUCUCGGAAAAAGUCUGAUCAUGUUUACACUUACGGGUACAAAAGGCUUGAGGUGUUAUCCGCUUUUACUAAUGCUGUAAGUAUCCGACAUUUCCUUUACGUUGUGGAAUUGGAUUUAGUCGAACGUAGGAUAGUACAGCUGUUUCUGCUGUUCAUGUCAUUCUCCUUAGCAGUGGAAGCUCUUCAUGCAUUCGUACAAGAUGAAUCUGAGCACAAGCAUUAUUUGAUUGUCUCUGCUGUCACAAAUUUGGCGGUGAAUCUUAUUGGUGUCUGGUUCUUCAGGAAUUAUGCCCGUGUAAAUAUUGUCUACAGAAAUGCUGAAGACAUGAAUUACCAUUCAGUAUGCUUGCAUGUCUUGGCCGACUCCAUUCGGAGUGCAGGUUUGGUACUGGCAUCAUGGUUCUUGUCGCUUGGGUAAUUAAUUUUCUUUCCUUCCAUUUGUUACCGUCAUUGAGAGUUGUGAAAUUUUUCCCUCCCCCAUGCUUCUUGGCACCUUCGGUUGUGCUCAUCAGUAACCAUUUUUCUUGUUAUGUAUGUUUCAGAGUUAAGAAUGCAGAGGUUCUGUGCUUGGGUCUAGUUUCUGUUACCGUGUUUAUGCUUGUCAUGCCUCUUUUCAAAGCGGCUGGAGGUGUGUUGCUUCAGAUGGCACCACCAAGUAUUCCAUCUUCAGCAUUGAGCAAAUGCUUGAGACAGAUCACUGCUUGCGAAGAUGUUUCCGAGGUAUCGGACGCCCGUUUCUGGGAAUUGGUUCCUGGCCACACGGUUGGUUCUAUCUCAUUGCAGGUGAAGGGAGGAGUGGAUGAUCGGCAGGUGCUAGAAUUUGUACAUGGGCUUUACCAUGAUUUGGGGGUGCUGGAUCUCACUGUCCAGACUGAACAGGAAUGAAUAAGAAGUUUUCAACUUUAGCUGUAUGUUUUGGCUUCUCACUUGGUUGCAACUCUUGCCAUUUCCAUUUACCGGAGGGAUGGAUAGUCUACAACAGAUCCAGCGGAUAAGAUAUCUUUGGAGAGUAGUAUUUCGUUGUUUUUGAUAGAUAGACAAAGAUUUUAUCAGACUAACAGUAAUGUUAAACAAACACAGCUAUUUGUCGAGUUAUAGUGAGUGAUAAAGAUGUCGAACUUACUACCCUUGUAGUUCCCUUUUGUUGAUCUUCUUCCCCUUUUUUGUUUCAAACUCAAGCUCGCAGAAGAAGCCUAUGUAAGAAGUGUCGCUAAAUUUUUUCAAGAAACAGAAAUGAUCAAAUUACAGUUGCC